This is a messenger RNA of Mixia osmundae IAM 14324, 1546 nucleotides long. RefSeq lists its product as uncharacterized. Lineage: Eukaryota; Fungi; Basidiomycota; Mixiomycetes; Mixiales; Mixiaceae. The record is from RefSeq and is a predicted model, not a curated record. The transcript has 2 exons. The coding region runs from base 299 to 1255 and encodes 318 amino acids.
GCAAAGGUUGGCUUGCAGAUCUGGCAAAGUCUCUGUUACUUUAGGGAGAUGAGAUAGGCGGAAGGACGAGACUCGGAUUGCUGAACACUCAGUUUCCGAGUGAGGGUCAGGCUCAGGAUUCGAGUGUGACGAUCGUGACAUGGAGAGUGGAAUCAUGACUUGAUCGCGCGAUAGGCAGCUACUUCAUUUCCAAGCCAGUUCGGUCGCAUUUGCGAAUUCGCGUCGAUACGUCGACUAAUCGACUAGUUUGGCGCCGGCAUUCGACCCCUGUCGAUCACGCUCGUGAGCCGACAGCGACAUGGAUCUACGAGCCUUCGAACGCCACGAAGGCAAGCUGGUCUACAAGCCAGCUCCGGGUCCUCCCGACACAUUCACGCAGCAGCGUACGCUUGCUCUGUCCGACGCUCUCAAGAGUGCACUACUCGCUAUGGGCAAGAUUUUAUCAUUCAUCAGGGACGUGAGAGCAUUGCAAGCUCAGGGCUACGUCUCUCGCGUACCGUUACAACUCAACGAAGCGCUCGAACAAGCUUGUGAGCGGUAUCAAGCCAUUUGCGAUUGCAUCGAACAUGAAGCUCUCGUAGCCAAAGCCGUCAUCCAAAGAGAUACAGAACGAGGAACCUCGUCGCUUCAUGCGGUCGAAGCCCGGUUAGAUCCACAAGUGACCCCUGCGACGAGUGCUGUCGAGGCAGCGCAACCGGAGCGACAAGUCAUCGAGAUCAAAGACGAUGACGAUGAUGAUGUGGUCCAGAUCGCUAAGCCUACGCAAGGCAGAUCAACGACGAGACUGACGCAACAAGAGCGUCAGGCGCAGCAUCAGCAAGAAUUGCUAUCUACUUUCGGCCACACGCUCAAGUCGGACGUGCGGCAAGGUACACCGAAUAUGACGCUAGGCGAGAAAGGUCAACCUAUCCUGCCUCUCGGCGGGUCUGCAGUCUUUGGCGAUGCCAGCAAUGACUUUGCUCUGCCGAAUCCCAACGGCGCACAAGCCGGUACCGCAGCUGCAGCUGCAGCGGCAGCCGCGGCAGAUUAUGACGCGCUUCUCGCUAUGCUACCUUCCAUACCGCUUGACAAUACGCUCACUGCUCCUGCACCACCCCUCAACUCAAAAGCGCACCUGCCAACGCUGACAGCAGACGCAAACGCUCCGGGGCAGUCGUCAACAUCGUUUGUGCCCCAGCUGACCGCGAGCGAUCUGGCCGAAUUGGAGAACUACAGCGUACCGCCAGAACUGGCUGCUAUGCUUGCGAGUCUGUAACGCUCCGCUCGAAGCGCGAAGGGACCUUGUUGCUGCAUAGCAACUCACUUGUCGACGCAUACAGCAGCGAUAGAUUGUCUCGCUCGCCUGUUUGGUAAAUAUGCGCAGCAUUAUUGCUGUACUACCGCUCUGGGCAUCUGUGCUCGGCGCCGCUAUCGAGCAUAAGAACGCUGCUACGCUCUCGUUGGAAGUUUUGACCAAACAUGUGAUGACAUGGCAAGUAGGCUGGUACCCCAAUCCCGGCGCAACCUCGCCAGACGACGGGGCACUGUGGAUGGGCGACGUCGAUGA